GAUACAGGUGAGCUGGAAGAGAUUCCGUGGGUGGACUGGAGCUGUAUCGCUCCAUCCCUCCCAACCCUUAUAAAUACCCACCACCCCUCCCCUCUCCUCUCCACACAAACAUACCUCCACCUUCAUUCAAAUCAAAUUCACCCCUCUUUCCUCUCUCUCUAUCUCUCUCGAAGCUCGUAAGAGUGAAACACACCAAUUAGUUGUGAUAGUCGUCCUGCCACUGAGUGCCAGCAGCAUGAAGAAUUCCACUGCUGGCACCACCAUUUCAACUUCCACCACAAUUGCCAUGCUUCCUCUCCUACCAUCCCUUCUCCUCUGCCUUCUCUCCCUACUCUAUUUCCUGCUCGCAAGAGCCAAGAAGCAGCGUUCCUCUGCCACCACCGCCACCCCUCGUAAGCUUCCCCUGCCUCCCGGCUCCAUGGGCUGGCCCUACAUCGGCGAGACCUUCCAGCUCUACUCCAGCAACCCCAACACCUUCUUCGCCCUCAAACACAAGAAGUAUGGGCCGGUAUUCAAGACCCACAUAUUGGGAUGCCCCUGCGUGAUGGUGUCCAGCCCGGAGGCGGCGCGGUUCGUGCUGGUGACGCAGGCCCACCUCUUCAAGCCGACGUACCCGGCGAGCAAGGAGCGCAUGCUGGGCACCAAGGCCAUCUUCUUCCAGCAGGGCGACUACCACGCCCGCCUCCGCCGCAUCGUCCUCAGGGCCUUCCUGCCCGACGCCAUCCGCCGCAGGGUCGCCGGCAUCGAGGCGGUCGCCCUCCAGGCCCUCCACUCCUGGGAUGGCCGCAUGAUCAACACCUUCCAGGAGAUGAAGACGUACGCGUUUAACGUGGCACUCCUAUCUAUAUUCGGAAAGGACGAGAUCUCCUACAUAGAGGAGCUGAAGCAGUGCUACUACACACUGGAGAAGGGCUACAACUCCAUGCCCAUCAACCUCCCAGGGACCCUCUUCCACAAGGCCAUGAAGGCCAGGAAGCAGCUGGGCCACAUAGUGGCCAAGAUCCUUUCAUCCAGGCGGCAGAAGAAGGCAGUGGCUGAUGACCUCCUUGGCUUUUUCAUGGAAUCCAAGGAAGCCCUCACGGACGACCAGAUAGUCGACAACAUCGUCGGCGUCAUCUUCGCCGCCCGGGACACCACCGCAAGCGUCCUCACCUGGAUCGUCAAAUACCUUGGAGAGAACCCAAGCAUCCUGCAGGCGGUCACCGAAGAGCAAGAGGAGAUCAUGAGGAGCAAAGAGAUGGGCGGAGGGGAGGUGUCCUUAACUUGGGCUGAUACCAAGAGGAUGUCGAUGACUUCGAGGGUGAUUCAGGAGACGAUGAGGGUCGCUUCGAUCCUAUCUUUCACCUUCAGAGAAGUGGUCGAAGAUGUGGAGUAUGAAGGGUAUCUCAUUCCAAAGGGAUGGAAAGUCUUGCCACUGUUCAGAAACAUUCACCACAGCCCGGAUAACUUUACCGACCCAGAAAAGUUUGAUCCCUCCAGAUUUGAGGUUGCUCCAAAGCCCAAUACCUUCAUGCCAUUUGGCAACGGGACCCACUCAUGCCCUGGAAAUGAGCUAGCAAAGCUGGAGAUGCUUGUCCUUCUCCAUCAUCUUACCACCAAGUAUAGGUGGUCUAUGUCGGGAUCGGAGAGUGGAAUUCAGUUCGGGCCUUUCGCACUUCCCCUGAAUGGAUUGCCCAUGAGAUUCUGUCGCAAGACAUGAACCGAAGAUUUGCAGAAGAAGCACUUGCACUAUAGAUAGACAGCAUCUAUUAUAGUAGUCAUCACCAAUUAUAGAGGAAAAAGCCACUUAAUUUGCAUGGUGAUAUUUCAUAGAUAGGAUGAACUUGCAAUCAAAAGCGAUUGCAAUUCCUCGAGGAAAGAGAUCACAUAAAGUGACAUGGAUGCACCAUACAGUUACCAUUCAAGAAGAAUCGAUCAGCAUCUGUGAGAGGAUGCGAAGCUCCUCCUCACAUCGAACAAAUUGUACAGGUCUUUCAAUUCAUAUAAGAGGGAAGAAUAUUUGAUGAAGGCUGUCUCAAAAUAUAUAUACACAUAUGCUAUUACUUUUGUUCUCUGAGAAUUUGAAAGUUUGGUGAUGACCAGCUAGGAGAGGCUGGUAACACCGAAAUAUGUGGUCUUUAUGUCGAAAAUAAAUGUCAGGUCUGGGUAUGCCAUAGCCCAUGGUUAAUGUUAAUAAUCAAAAGUCAAACCAAUAAAGUAAUAACAGAUCGGACUUCUUAACAAUUCUUUC
Messenger RNA from Elaeis guineensis (African oil palm), 2230 nucleotides. RefSeq names its product abscisic acid 8'-hydroxylase 1. The record is from RefSeq and is a predicted model, not a curated record. Gene Ontology annotation, biological process: abscisic acid metabolic process; sterol metabolic process. Lineage: Eukaryota; Viridiplantae; Streptophyta; Magnoliopsida; Arecales; Arecaceae. Gene Ontology annotation, molecular function: iron ion binding; heme binding; oxidoreductase activity, acting on paired donors, with incorporation or reduction of molecular oxygen, NAD(P)H as one donor, and incorporation of one atom of oxygen.